AGUUUCUCCCGAUGGCACACAACUUAUCUAGGAUAAAGAUGAGAAUUAUAACUUGAGUCGUUCGAACGAAAGUUCAAAGGAUGUUAAACUCCUUGUUGUACGUCGCGUUAAAGGUCAAAUAUUUUCUCAACUACGAGAAGCCAAUCCAAACAAGAGAAGAAAACAGGUGGACUCGUGGAAGAGGCCAAUGUCCGGACAGUAAGAAGACACAGAGAAGAGGCUACCGAAGAGAAGCCAUCGAGGUGGCCAUCGAUGAGGUAUCGUAGCUUCUCUCGAGCAUUCAACCGCGAAAGGAAUACCGGUUUUUCGUCCAGAAAUAGAUGGUAGUACGUAUAGAUUUAAACGAUAGUGAUUCUAGCAGUGAAGAUUUUGCUCGAACUUUGCGAACCUCUUCUUUUUCUUCUUCUUCUUCUUCUUUUUCUUCUUCUUCUUCUUCUUUUUCUUCUUCUUCUUCUUCUUCUUCUUCUUCUUCUUCCUUCUUCUCAUCUACGACGUACAGUUCGCUUACAUUUUUACAAAAGUUCGCGUUGUAUGAAGAUCCGCAACCGAUCCGAUCCAAUCCGAUCCGAUCCAACCCUCUCUACUUAAGUGUUGUGUUGUGUCUUGUUUUAUAUAUACAUCACACAAAGUAAACGGUCAUUUCCCAAUCAUGUCGUUUGUUUUUUACGCCUUUGCAUUUUGUUUUCACACUUAUCUUCUACUCGACACGGUACUUACCAAGCCUACCGUGACUUAUGAUCAACGGCAGACAGGCGAGCACAACGUUCGAAUCGACUUGAAGGAUCUGAAGAUACUCGCUUUUGUUGAUUCUAAGAUAUUAGAAGAUUACACGGAUUAUGAUUACUUUUACGAUUACGCUGACUUUACCAUAAAACCGAUUUCAAAGCCCACGACCUCGUCCUCGGUUGAACCCUCGAGUACUUCGUCCAUUAAUGCGUCUACAUCUUCGACCGUCAAAACGGAUUCUACAGAAAUUACACCAACGAACGAUUCAAUGACAACUACAUUAAGGAUCGAACAAUCUACGGAAAAUGCAACGAUAUCAACGAUAGAAGAUAAAAUAGAAACUUCGUCUAAUAAAGAAGAUGUCAUAGUAAUUGCAAGAUCACCGUUAAAAAAGAGAGCACAGCUUAGAGAUAUCUUGAAGAUACAAUCAUCGAAUAAUCGUUCUAAAUUCGUAUUAUCUGGAUAAUAAUUAAAUUAUUUUAAUUAUUUUACUUUAAUUUUUAUUUAAUGUCAAACACGAAAGCGACAUUUGUCUAUGUACUUUGUGUUCAUUUUUUCUUAUUUUUUCUUUUUUUUUUUAUUUUCUUUCUUUCUUUUUUUUUUAUUCGUGCGUUUGUGCGCGUAAGUGCGCGCAUUCAUGUAACGCAAAUUUAUUGGUAAACAAUUAAAUGUAAAAUUAUCCGUCAAUAUGGACAAGGGAGAUUAUAUUUCGAUGAUGGUUUUUUUUUUUUUUUUUUAUAUAUAUAUAUAUAUAUAACAUAUUUCCGUACAGAAUUUGAUCGAUUUUAUUAUUUACGUGGCUUGUCGAAAGCUUGAGAUUUUCAUUGAUAAGACUUUAUUCAUUUAUAAGAUUAUAGUUACAUCUCAAAUAUGUAUUUUAUAAAUAUUGAUAAUGUAAUCAUGUUUUGAUUUUAAUUAACGUUUUUGAAAUUAUAUGAUAUAAGUUUUUCGCAA
Messenger RNA from Vespa velutina, 1680 nucleotides. RefSeq lists its product as uncharacterized. The transcript has 3 exons. The coding region runs from base 650 to 1192 and encodes 180 amino acids. NCBI's taxonomy places the organism in Eukaryota, Metazoa, Arthropoda, Insecta, Hymenoptera, Vespidae. The record is from RefSeq and is a predicted model, not a curated record.